Molecule: messenger RNA, 6686 nt
Organism: Gambusia affinis (western mosquitofish)
Lineage: Eukaryota; Metazoa; Chordata; Actinopteri; Cyprinodontiformes; Poeciliidae
Gene: slit3
Product: slit homolog 3 (Drosophila)
Exons: 39
Coding region: 241-4767 (1508 amino acids)
Biological process (GO): negative chemotaxis; axon guidance
Molecular function (GO): heparin binding; Roundabout binding; calcium ion binding
Source: RefSeq, a predicted model, not a curated record
UUCGGAGGUCCCAGUCCAGCAGAACGGUUCCACCGGGUCGGCUCGGGUCCGAACCGGGUUCUGACCGUCCUGUGAGUGGCUCCGUGGCUCCGCGGCGCUUUGGGGAGAUUUUACGCGCAGCUUUCUGUUUCAAAGCGGAGAAACUUCCAAACCCACGGGAGAAAGUUUUCACUUGGAGGAAACCGAACCGAUCCUCCUUCCUCGGAGUCGCUGCUGUGAACCCAGCCUGUCGAAACCGGAAUGUGUGUGAGCGGGUCGGAGAGGCGCGCCGGACCCCGGGUCUGGGCUCCGCUGCUCGCCGCGCUGCUGUGGGCCGCCGCGGCGCAUGGAUGCCCACACAAGUGCAGCUGCUCCGGGUCGCAUGUGGACUGCCAGGGUCUGGGUCUGAAGACGGUACCCAAAGGAGUCCCGCGGAGCGCAGAGCGCCUGGAUUUAAACAGAAACAACAUCACCAGAAUUACUAAAGUGGACUUUUCUGGACUGAAGAACCUCAGGAUUCUCCACCUGGAGGACAACCAGAUCAGCGUCUUGGAGAGAGGAGCCUUCCAGGACCUCAGGCUGCUGGAGAGGCUACGCCUGAACAGAAACAAGCUGCAGUUCCUCCCAGAGCUUCUCUUCCAGUCCAACCCCAAACUGGGCCGAGUGGAUCUCAGUGAGAAUCAGAUCCAGGCUGUUCCACGGAAAGCCUUCAGAGGAAUCACCAACGUGAAGAACCUGCAACUGGACAGCAACCACAUCAGCUGCAUCGAAGAUGGAGCUUUCCGAGCGCUGCGCGAUCUGGAGAUCCUCACCCUCAACAACAACAACAUCACCCUCAUCCCGCUGUCCAGCUUCAACCACAUGCCCAAGCUCCGGACGCUCCGUUUGCACUCCAACAACCUCCACUGCGACUGCCACCUGGCCUGGCUCUCUGAUUGGCUGAGGGCCCGGCGGGGCUUGGCCCCCUUCACGCAGUGCAUGUCCCCGGCUCACAUGAGGGGCCUCAACGUCCCUGACGUCCAGAAAAAGGACUUCAUCUGCACCGGUCCAGCGCAGAUGGAGCCAAGGGCAUGUGCACCUCAGGUCGCAGUCUGCCCCCCCAGCUGCAGCUGCAACAACAACAUCGUGGACUGCCGGCGGAAAGGUCUGACAGAGAUCCCAGCCAACCUCCCAGAGGGCAUUGUGGAAAUCCGUUUGGAGCAAAACCUGAUCAAAAGCGUCCCACCAGGAGCAUUUACAGCCUACAAGAAGCUGAAGAGAUUAGACCUGAGCAAGAACCAGAUCUCCGACGUGGCUGCGGACGCCUUCAGCGGACUGCGGUCGCUCACUUCACUCGUUCUGUAUGGCAACAAGAUUGCUGAGCUACCAAAAGGAAUAUUUGAUGGACUUUCUUCUCUGCAACUACUAUUACUGAACGCCAACAAGAUCAACUGUCUGAGAGUGAAUGCCUUCCAGGACCUGCAGAACCUGAACCUCCUGUCUCUGUAUGACAACAAGCUGCAGAGCAUCAGUAAAGGCCUCUUCGCCCCGCUGCGCUCCAUCAAGACUCUCCACCUGGCCCAGAAUCCCUUCAUGUGCGACUGUCACCUGAAGUGGUUGGCCGACUUCCUGUUCGACAAUCCCAUCGAGACCAGCGGCGCGCGCUGCAGCCACCCGCGCCGGCUGGCCAACAAACGCAUCAGCCAGGUCAAAGGCAAGAAGUUCAGGUGCACAGGUCAGGAGGACUACCGCAACCGGCUGAGUGGGGAGUGUUUCCAGGAUCUGGUGUGUCCGGAGAGAUGUCGCUGUGAAGGCACCGUGGUGGACUGCUCCAACCUCAAACUGACCCGGAUUCCUCCGCACAUCCCUGAACACACCACCGACCUGCGGCUAAACGACAAUGAAAUCUCCAUCCUGGAAGCUGCUGGGACGUUCAGGAAGCUGCCCAACCUCAAGAAAAUAAACCUGAGCAACAACAAGCUGAGAGAUCUGAGAGAGGGCGCCUUCGACGGCGCGGCCGGCGUGCUGGAGCUGCUGCUCACCGGGAACAAGCUAACCGCGCUGCAGGGUCGCAUGUUCAGGGGCCUGAGCGGCCUCAAGACCCUCAUGCUGCGCAGCAACCAGAUCAGCUGCAUUGAUAACGGGACCUUCAGUGGCCUGAGCUCGGUGCGCCUCCUCUCUCUCUAUGACAACCGGAUCUCCAGCAUCGCCCCGGGGGCCUUCGCCACCCUGCACUCACUCUCCACCAUUAACCUGCUGUCCAACCCGUACGUGUGCGACUGUCACCUGGCCUGGCUGGGCCAGUGGCUGAAGAAGACCCGGGUGGUGAGCGGGAACCCGCGCUGCCAGAGGCCCGGCUUCCUGAAGGAGAUCCCCAUCCAGGACGUAGCCACGCCCGACUUCACCUGCGAUGGUGCCGAGGAAAAUGGCUGCCUUCCUGCGUCUGGUUGCCCUGACGUCUGCACAUGCUCAGACGGAGUGGUGCGCUGCAGCAACCGCGGCCUGCACGCGCUGCCCAAGGGCAUCCCCAAGGACACCACGGAGCUGUACCUGGAGGGGAACCAGCUGUCGUCGGUUCCGAAGGAGCUGGCCUCCCUGAAGCAGCUCUCCCUGGUGGAUUUGAGCAACAACAGCAUCAACACAGUGGCUCCCUUCACCUUCAGCAACAUGACCCAGCUGGCCACGCUCAUCCUGAGCUACAACCAGAUCCGCUGCAUCCCGCUGCACGCCUUCGACGGACUGCGCUCGCUGCGCCUGCUGACUCUCCAUGGAAACGACCUUUCAACCAUCCCUGAAGGCGCGUUCGGCCACCUCAGCUCCCUGUCCCACCUGGCACUCGGCGCCAACCCGCUCUACUGUAACUGCGACCUGCGCUGGCUGUCUCAGUGGGUCAAGGCCGGCUUCAAGGAACCCGGCAUCGCUCGCUGUGCCGGACCUGCAGACAUGGCCGACAGGCUGCUGCUCACCACGCCGCUCAACAGGUUCCAGUGUAAAGGUCCUGUGGACGUCGGCCUGAUGUCGAAGUGCGCCCCCUGCCUGUCGGCUCCCUGCAGGAACAACGGCACCUGCAUCUCCGGCGCUGCGGGCUCCUACCGCUGCACCUGUCCGUUCGGGUUCAAGGGUCAGGACUGUGAGGUGGCCAUCAACGCCUGCAUCAGCUUCCCGUGUCAUAAUGGAGGAACCUGCCACGUCCCACCUGGACGGGACGACCAGUUCAGCUGUGUGUGUCCGCCAGGCUUCGAGGGUCUGCGCUGUGAGAUAAAUCCUGACGAUUGCGACGACAACGACUGUGAGAACAACUCCACCUGCGUCGACGGCGUCAACAACUACACCUGUCUGUGCCCCCCCAACUACAGCGGUGACCUGUGUGACGAGGUGGUGGACCCGUGUCUCGCCGGCUUCGACCCGUGUCAGCACGACUCCAAGUGCGUCCAAGUCGGCCGCGGCUACAGGCUGCGACCUCGUUUGACCUCAGUGGUCAUGUUGGGUAUUUUAGUGAAGUUCAGCGGAUACACCUGCAUCUGCAAGGAGGGCUUCAGUGGGCUGUUCUGUGAGAACCCUCCACCAAUGAUCUUGCUGCAGACCAGCCCCUGCGACCAAUCAGAGUGCCAGAAUGGCGGCCAGUGCCUGGUGGUUGCCGGGGAACCCAUCUGCCGCUGCAUACCUGGUUACUACGGCAACAAGUGCGACAAAAUCUCCACAGUCCACUUCCUGGGGCGAGACGGGUUCGUGGAGCUGCACGCCACCAAGCUGCGACCGACGGCACAUAUUUCACUGCAGGUGGCUACUGAUAAGGACAACGGUGUUCUGCUGUAUAAGGACGACCUGGACCCGCUGGCGCUGGAGCUGUACCAGGGUCACAUCCGCCUCAUUUAUGACAUCACCAACUACCCGCCCACCACCGUCUACAGCGUGGAGUCGGUCAGCGAUGGACUCUUCCACACCGUAGAGCUGCUGAUCCAGAACCGCUCACUGAGCCUGGUGGUGGACAACGGCGCCCCCAAGAGUCUGGGCAAGCUGGGCCGCCAGCCCUCUGUUGACCACAACACCCAGCUCUACAUCGGCGGAGUGCCCCCCCUGGUGGCGGCCUCAGGGCUGCGUCCCGGCCCGGAGCGUCUUCCUCCGGGUUUUGACGGCUGCAUCCACAACGUUCGGAUCAACGGAGAGAUGCAGGACCUGAGCUUCAGAACCGCAGCAGAACCGCCGGGCCAGGGCCCGGCGGUUCUGGUCGGGUGCCACGCCUGCAGUGUGUGCGCAGCUGGAACCUGCAGGGAGGGAGGUCAGACCGGGGUCACCUGCAGCUGCCCUCCGGGCCGGAUGGGGGCGCUGUGCGACGAGACGGCGGCCAGCGACCCCUGUCAGAACAUCAGGUGUGUCUAUGGUACCUGCGUUGCCACGGCGCAGACCUACAGCUGCCGCUGCGCUGACGGCUACCAGGGCCUGUCCUGCGACCGCCCCGCCUGCAGCUGCGCCCACGGAGAGUGCCGGACCUCCGAGUCCGGGGUUCCGGUCUGCCACUGCGAGCCGGGCUUCACCGGACCCACCUGCAACACAGAGCUGCGCUGCCAGGGCGAGACGCUGCGGGAGCAGCUGAAGCGGCACCAGGCCAUGCGGACCUGCACCUCCACCACCAGGGUGCCGCGCGUGGCGUGUCCCCGGUCCUGCCAGGCGGCGGCGCCGCCCGGGGUCUGCUGCGGCGUCACCAAGACGCGCCGGCGGAAAGUGGCGUUCCGCUGCACGGACGGGUCGUCGUACUCAGAGGAGCUGGAGACGGCCCUGGAGUGCGGCUGUGGCCGGUGCCCGCUGUAGGCCCCGCCCCCCAGGUGUAUGCCCCGCCCCUAGCUAUGGGCCCCGCCCACCAGAGGAGCGGCCCUGGGCGAGCAGAACAGACACUCAGAGAAAAUAUAUUGUAAAAUAUAUGAGAAACAUAGAACUUAUUUUUAUUAUGGAUUUUUCUAAGAUGAUAAAAGGACUCAUAAGUUGUUUUUAAUGUUUCAUAGUAUAAAAAUAUUUUCUACCUUUGUAAUAAACUAGAUUAACAUUCCUUAAAGUAUCUGAAUUUAAAAGUUUUAAUGUAAAUCUUUAUAAACAUUUCCUCUAACCAAACGAUCCUGAUGUAUUUGGCGUAUUAGCAUGACGUUAAUGUGAGAAGAGGCUCCGCCCACCAGAACUCGGACCGCAGCGCCAACAGCUGAAACCAGGUGUCUGCACCCAGAUAUCCUUCACACUGGACCCCUCUGACCUCUGACCUCAGCUGCAGUCCAGUCUCCUCCAAACUCCUCCCAAGGCUCAAUUUCUUCUGCAGUUUUUCCUUCCACUCAACUUUCUAUGAGCAUCUCUUUCUUCCUCUGAGGAUCGAGUUGAGGUCGUGAACCAGAUCCAGUUUUUAAUAGAUGAAUUAUUGGAGGUCAAUCAGAGAUUCCUCCUCAGGGAUCCAGCAAGUCCGCCCGACCAGAACCACCUGCAGUCGCCUUAUCACCAUGGAAACCAGUUCUUCUUCUUCUGUGCCUUUCUGCAGUCAGAUGUUUUCUGUCCCGUCCAGCUGCUGUGGAUGGUUUGGAUGUUUCCGAGGUUCUGCCGACCCGUACUGGACUGGACUGAACAGGACCGGCGGUUCUGAAACCGAUCCAGCAGCGUAACGAUGAAUGUGAAACCGUUUGGGGAUCAAACUUCUUCCUCCUCCUCUUCCUCUCAGCUCGACGCCACAGAAACAAAAUGGAGUCUGUCUGUAAACGGGAAAUUUUAACUUUUUUUUACUUCCGUUUUUGUUUCUGCUGCUUCUAAAAACGAUCAAACGCUAAAAAAAAACAGCCGUUUUCUUUUUCUUUUACAAUAAUUUUAGGUUUUUUAGUGUCUUGAAAAUGAGCCAAUCAGCAGGCACUGCCCUGUUACCUAGCAACCAGAGCAGAGGUCCAUCCCGAUGCCAGCUGAUUUUUAUUUUAUAUCAUGCAGGUUGUAAAGACACGAUAUCAAAACAAGCUAUUAAGAAAUUUGAUUUGCAUAAAUGAGCUAAUAAAAUAUGAGCUAAAACCAAAAUAAAGUUUAAUAAUAUUUCACACUCUUGUUAAUUGUGUAGGAGGCUCUACUUCUGCUUUUCAAAGAUGUACGGUGCUUUGCAGCCAUUUUCAGCUGAGGGUAAACGUUGAGUUGGGGGCGUGGCCAACAGCAGCUUAUUUGGAUUUAAAGUGACAGUGCCCUAAAAAAGCUCACAGAUUUAAAAUGACCUAAGAAUUGUUUUGUGCAAAAAAUGUAAGAAACAUGUUUUGUAUAGAGCAUAGGCCGCCCCUCCGCCCAGGUGGAGAGCCAACCCCCGUUUUACCAAGCGUCAGCAGCUCCUGUCAUGACUCCUCAUUUUCCUCCACUGGACAGCAGCUUCAUACAGGAAGUGUAAUAGGGCGGCCAUCUUGGAACUACUGGAAUGUUUAGUUUUGUUUACAUCGAACCUUCAGUGACUAAACCUGCAGCACUGCUUCUUCCCCUCCAGUCGUCCCAGACACCCAUGUGACUCCUCCCACUUGACUCCUCCUACACGUGGCUCCGCCCAUUCUUUGGCCCCGCCCAGCCUUAUGAUAAAGGUUCGUUGUGAACAGAAUAAACCUCAGCUACUAGUUAUUGACAAUAACUAAACUGAUCUGUACUCUCACCUGUAAAGGUCGUAGGUUACAUUUCAUUAAUUAUGUGAUUAUAACUGAUGGUUUAAUUGAAUGUUGGAAUUAAACGUCUAUUGA